Serpula lacrymans var. lacrymans S7.9 is the source of this 777-nucleotide messenger RNA. RefSeq lists its product as uncharacterized. Bases 1 to 777 code for a protein of 258 amino acids. The transcript has 2 exons. Gene Ontology annotation, molecular function: zinc ion binding; nucleic acid binding. NCBI's taxonomy places the organism in Eukaryota, Fungi, Basidiomycota, Agaricomycetes, Boletales, Serpulaceae. The record is from RefSeq and is a predicted model, not a curated record.
AUGCCGGACCAGGCCAAUGGAUGGAUGUUGUCAGCCAAAGCAUACUUUGACGUAAAUGAUGCCAUCUAUGAAUCUGACAAAAAGAAGGUCUUUGAAGCACUCUCCCACAUGAAAGAAGGAGUAGCCCUUGCGUGGAAAGAAACCAAAUUAACGGAAUACACAGGAUCGGGCAAAUACCCAAAAUGGACGGACUUUGAAACCGACUUUAAUGGAACAUUUAUUACUGCAGACGUAAAAGGCGCGGCCGGUGCGGCCCUCAUGACAAUUAAAUUGGAGACAGGAGAAACGGCAGUAAAAUUCAAUGCCCGUUCCAUGGUAGAAGCGGGGAAAAGCGGCUUAAAUGACGAAGGACUAAUCAUGGUCUACAAGAGAUGGAUGAGCACUGUCACAGGCCUAGACACCAACUGGACGAACUCAAACAGUAUCAGCGAAAGGAAAUGGGGAAAGAAAGGAGAAAAGAAGAGAGAAGAGAAGAGCAGAAGAAGUCAAUCAUCCUCGGCAAAAUGUUUAACCAAGGACAAAGAAGACGCACUCAAACGAGAAGGGCAAUGCUUUAUAUGCAAAGAACAGGGACAAAUCUUGCGGUCCUGCCCGGAAAAGAAGAAAGGGAAACAACCGGAACGGAAAAUUUGUACCGCAGAAAUUACAGGAAAGGACAAAACAGAAACUGUGGUGGAGGAUGGAAAAGGAAUUUCCCACAUCCUCAGAAUGUGGAAAGAACUCGGAGAAGAAGAUUGCGCCACUGCCAUUGACAAAUUAGAAAACAAGGGUUUUUGA